UUUUGGUGGCAGAUUAGGGCACAGAUUAAUUCAUCUGCACAGAAACUCCGCCAACUAUAAAAGCACGAAAGAGUCGGAGCAGGUCAGGGGGCCCGCACAGCCAUUUUUGAAGCAGAAAGUCAAAAGGCAGAUAAAAUUCAUUACAGUACCUGGUAAUUCCUUGAUGUUCCCAUUGCUGGUGGUAAGGGCAAAAAGAGAGGAAACCUAGGACGCCAUUUAAAGCCCUUUAAGGAAUUUUGCCAGCUUUUGAUACGCGGGGUAAGAAGAAUUCAACGCCAGUCAUUCUGGACAGUGUAAAGCUUCUAGAUGGCGCGUAAUGAAUGUCCAACUGAUCCAAUUUUCAAAGCUGAAUGGUGGCAGUCAAAAGCACAUCAGAUUUCGAAGAUAGCCGCCCAUUGCAGCGGCUCCGUGGAAAGCGAGACGACGACCUCCACUCCACAGCCCAAGAGUCCCGUUUUAAAUGAUUAAAUAUUCUCCAGGAACAAAGACUUUCAAUUGUGACGGAAUUCUGUGCAAAAAGCUCUCGCCUUUGGUAUACAUAUUUGCUGCUUUAUCGGCCAUGAAGUCGCAGCAAAUGAUUUGCGUGAUUUCUCCUCAGGAAUUGGAUAGAAAAUGCCACAAGAGCUCUCACCGCCCCUGUCCGCGCUCCUCACCAUGAGCUUAGAGAGUACAAAUACUUCUUCGGCGCCUUCUUCUUCUUCGUCUUCUUCUUUUUCUACGUUUUCUUCAAUGAAAUUGUCUGCAGGGAACAAGAGUUCGAACCCCGUGGUGGCCAUUAAGGGGGUGGCGGGCAGCUCCAAGGCGGAGGAAUGGAACGACAACAUGCUUCAGACGGGGGACGUGGUGGAGGAAUUGAAGAUCGGAAGCUAUGCUACGCUUACGGCUCCGUUUAAGGGCGGCAAGAGUGGCCUUCAGAAGGAGCUGCAUAAGUUUUAUAGAAGGAAUGAUACGCUGGUUUUGGUUCGAGUCCGGCGGGGCCGCGGCGUCAUAGCGGAGCUCCAGGCGUGUAUUACGGCGGACGAAGGGGCAAAGAAGCAGUAUACGCUCAGAGCCCUCAGCGACCCCAAUUAUGUCGUAGGGUUUGUCGAUUCUACCGAAGAAGAAUGCCGAACACUACAAGCGUCUAGAGAUGCAAGGGUGGAAUCUGCUCUGAGCAAUGCACAGUUGAAAGACGGAUAUGUGGCGUACCCGUGGGAGAAGAAAAUGCAGAAGUUUUUGAUGGUUCCAAAGUCUGGAUGCUUCUUCUCAAUUUUGAUUGUUCCACAUAACUCUGAUCGAGGCCUUCAGCAGUACAAUGACUUGGAGGAUACCUUGGCGAGAGCAUAUACCUGGCUCACUGCUUCUCAAGCCUCCGGUGUGCCCAUCGUUUUCAUGAAUAUUCAAACAGAACCCUUACUUACCAAGAUAUCAGGCGAAAAGGCGUCAAAUACAGUGAAUGCUGGCUCCCUCUCAGACCUCUCAAGCAUAGCAAAUACAGGCCUAUAUGGCUUUGAGGACUACCACGGUGUGGACAUAGGCGUUGUGAGGGCAGUCCGUUUAUGGUAUUCCGCCGCAUCAGGGGAGCUCCCGGUACAACUCAAAGUAAAAGAAGGAGACACCAGGCUUGGCUUCGCCAUUAGCAGAACAGAUGAGGGAUUCUUCUAUGUUUCAUCUGUGAUGGAUGAGGAAGGAACCGUAACAGUGGCAUCUCGAGCUGGGCUGAUUGACCUCUAUAAUGAUGCACGCGAUGCUGGCAAGUUGCUGAUCAUAUCCAGAAUCUCCAAUGAGAAGAUCGUGCCCUGGAUGGUGUCUUCAGCAGGGGCCAUCAGGUGCUUUGACUCCAUUUCCCUGAGCCAGAAAUUAUCCCUCCACCGCCAUGCAGUCCGCCCCAUUCUCAUCCAUUUUAUGCUCUGGGAUGAAACCCUCCUCAGUAUCCCAACCUCAGAUGAUCAUCAAGCUGAAGCUCCCUUACCAAUUCCCAUGAGUUCGGAGAUAACAGUUUUGGUUCCCUCAGCAGCAGAAGCCUCAGCUAUUCCCAAUGAAAGUAAUUCUGCAGACAUGAGAGCGCUGAGCAGAGAUACAGCAGGGGAAUUUUCUUUUCGAAACCAGCCCUCCAUGUCACAGGGGAACAGCUGGUUGUAAUGUAAUAUUUAUAUUUCAGUCUUUUGAAAACAAAUUCAGUGUAAAAUGUAAAGACAUGUGGUAAUGAAUUCCUUUGAUGGGGUUUAUGGAUUGGUGAUAUUAUUAAUAUAGACAAAUUCUCUAAAUUUAUCUACA
This is a messenger RNA of Cryptomeria japonica (Japanese cedar), 2256 nucleotides long. RefSeq lists its product as uncharacterized. Lineage: Eukaryota; Viridiplantae; Streptophyta; Pinopsida; Cupressales; Cupressaceae. The record is from RefSeq and is a predicted model, not a curated record. Bases 613 to 2121 code for a protein of 502 amino acids. The transcript has 4 exons.